AUGAAGGCUACUAAAGGACAACGUGAAGGUACUAAAAAAAACCAUGACAAGGUGAAGUCUAUUAUAUCUGAAAAUAAAAUUAAAAGUGUAAGACAUAAAGGUGGUUAUAUUUCAAAAUGUCUUACAAAUGAUGCUUAUAAAGAAAAUGUAAAUAAAGAAAAACGAAUACAAAAAGAGAUAAUAAAAACAGAGGAAACACAAAAAGAGGUAAAGUUAACAUAUCCAACAGGAAGUGUAUCUCAAACCCAUUUGAAAAGAAUCAUUGAGUAUACAAAAAAAUGUGGAGAAUGUAAUAAUAUAGAUAAAUCACAAAGUUAUUAUCAUACAUUACUUUUACGAUAUCUUGAAUUGAUAAUUGAAAAUUAUAAUGAUGGUUGUUGUUAUUUCAAUGCUUCUAAAUUAAUUACAUUACCUAUAUUUAAUAACGUCUGCCACAGAGCUGCAGAAAUAUUUGCUUCAGAACCAACGUUGUUAUUAAUAAAUAGUGAAACACCAAAUGAAAUAUUUUUAGUUCUUUCUGAUUUACAUGGUUGUGUUGAAGUUCUUAUAUACAAUCUUCAUUAUCAUUAUUGUAUACCAAAGAAUAAAAUAAUCAUUCUUGGUGAUUAUGUAGAUAAAGGUCCUGAUGAUGCUUUUAUGUGUUUUUUGUUGUUUUUGUUAAAAAUAUGUUGGCCAGAUAAGAUAUUUCUUCUUAAAGGAAAUCACGAAAUUCGUGAUAUGAAUCGUCAAAAAAAGUUUCCUGAUAAUUGUGGAAAACUUUUUGGUGAUCCAAACACAUUUUACGUUUAUAAUUUUGUUUUUGAAAGAAUGCCUUUAGCUGCUAUUUGGAAUAAUACCGUUUAUUUAGCACAUGGUGGUAUUUCACAAUGGCUAACGAGUAGAGAUGAUAUUACUAGUAUCAAAAGACCAUUAAAAUUAAAUAGAACAUUUAAAUUAAGGCUUCUUAUUACUGAUAUUUUAUGGUCAGAUCCAUAUAGAAAAUGUUAUAAUAAAAAUGACCAUUUUUCAAAAUAUUUUUGUCCUUCAAAAAGAGGUUGUGGAUUUGCAUAUAGUAGAGAAGGUUUAGAAAUUAUUAUGAAAUAUCUUAAUGUAUCAAUGAUUGUUCGGGGUCAUCAAACAUCUAGUGAAGGAUUUGUUGAAGAAUAUAAAGAUAUUUGUUAUACAGUACAUAGUAAACCAAGUUCUUAUUUAACUACCAAAGGAUCAGCUUGCCAAUUAUCAUUAGAUAAUAAUGGUAAUGCAAGUAUAAAACCAUUAAAAUAUAAACUUAUUAUAGAUAAGAAUAUUAUAAUAACAGCUUUAAAAAAAUUAAAAACACUUUGGAAAGAUAGUAAAAUUUCACCAUACAUUUUCAAGUCAAUAUGUACAUAUUGUUGUGAUAAGGAAGAUUAUGUUAAUGAAUUAGCAUGCCAAGAAAGAAUACUUGUAACUCAUGCACAAAUAAUGAUGUGGAUGUCUAAUUAUAAGAUUAAAUCAAUAAUGGAAAUGAUUUUAGAAACAAAAUUUGACAAAAAAUGUAAAAAUCCCAAUAAAAUAUUAUCAAGAUUUCCAAUAUAUUUUGAUUUUUGUGUUUCUCCAAAAAUUGGGACCAGUAUAAGGCCAAUAAAUGUAAUAAAUAAUAAAGAAAAAGAAAUAAUAUCUAUUAUUUUGAAGAAUAUAGAUAAAAUAGAUAAUAAAAAUCUUAUAAACAGCAACCCAAAAUUAUCAGUUGAUACUUUACCAUUUUUGUCAUUAAAUCAAAGUAAUGACAGAAGAAAAAGGCAUCAAAAUUUUACUUCUGAUGAUGAUGAAGAUGGAGAAGAAACAUUUGAUGAAAAAGAUGAUUCAGAAGAGGAAGAAGUUUGA
This is a messenger RNA of Strongyloides ratti, 1845 nucleotides long. Its product is annotated as Serine/threonine-protein phosphatase 5. Gene Ontology annotation, molecular function: protein serine/threonine phosphatase activity. The coding region runs from base 1 to 1845 and encodes 614 amino acids. Gene Ontology annotation, cellular component: nucleus; cytoplasm. NCBI's taxonomy places the organism in Eukaryota, Metazoa, Nematoda, Chromadorea, Rhabditida, Strongyloididae. The transcript has a single exon. The record is from RefSeq and is a predicted model, not a curated record.